Messenger RNA from Girardinichthys multiradiatus, 3227 nucleotides. Its product is annotated as acyl-coenzyme A thioesterase 2, mitochondrial-like. NCBI's taxonomy places the organism in Eukaryota, Metazoa, Chordata, Actinopteri, Cyprinodontiformes, Goodeidae. The record is from RefSeq and is a predicted model, not a curated record. The transcript has 4 exons. Gene Ontology annotation, biological process: fatty acid metabolic process; acyl-CoA metabolic process. Bases 911 to 2155 code for a protein of 414 amino acids. Gene Ontology annotation, molecular function: fatty acyl-CoA hydrolase activity.
CAUAUCAACACGCAAUAAAACUAUGUCUAAAAUAAAGUUUGUUCUCAUUUUAGCGUUAUUUGCAGCUUACCGCUUUGCCUAGUCCAUCGCUUCCAUAGAUAGAAGGAACUGACCCCUUAAUCAGAUGAAGUCUUUCAGCAAAUCCUUCUUGAUACUGUCGGAGGUUGCUGAAGGCACUUAUCCUUGAAAAAUUGAUCACCUUGUUUAGUUGUUGCGCAGCAAAUACUGUGACGUAACAAUUGGAAAAACGUAACAGAUGAGAGAGAAAACUGAACGGACUGAAAAAUAUGACCCAAACAGAGUAUAAAGAAAUCUCCACAGCACCCGGAGAGACUAAAUUCAACUUUUCUGCACUCCUACAGACUCCGAGUACACUACAAAAUGUAUUUAAAGGCCAAAAAAAGCACAUUUUACAUGAUAUGUCCCAUUUAAAACACUUGGGGUGUACUCACUUUUGUUGAAAGCAGACAAUGAGUGUGUUUUGAAUUAUUUUGAGGGAACAGCAAAUUUACACUGUUAUACGAGCUGUAUGCUGACCUCUUUAUAUUGUAUAAAGGUGUCAUAUACACACUAUAUUGCCACAAGUAUUUGUCUGUCUACAUGUACAUGAACUUUGAUGACAUCUUAUUCUUAAUCUAUAAGGUCCAAUUUGUUGAUGGACCCAACAGCAACUCUACCUGUUCUGAAAACAUCUUCCGCAAGGUUUAGGAGUGUGUUCAUAGUUAGAUGAGAAAGCCAGAACUGCAGCCUCAGCUCUACUUCAGGCCAAAGGUGUUCUCUGAGCAAAGCGAUCAUUUUGAGCCUUUAUUGUUCCCUUAGUUCCCCAGGAUGUACGCAGGGGUCUAAACUAGUGUGUAAAUAAACCUCGUCACGACACCUGAUAUCUGAACACAUUCCGCUGCUCGAAAGUAUGUCAGCCCAAAUCAGGCUGAGGCUGCUGCCCAGCGCCAGGUGUUUAUUCGACGAGCCCAUUCAGGUGAAGGUGGCCGGACUGAGGUCCAAGCAGUUGGUCACUUUGAGAGCCAGAUCCACUGACGAGAGAGGAGUGUUGUUUAAUUCCUCGGCCAGCUACAGGGCCGAUGGCAGAGGGGAGAUUGACCUGAACAGAGACCCCUCGCUCAGUGGAAACUACGUUGGUGUUGACCCCAUGGGUCUGCUCAGGUCGCUGAAGGCAGAUGACUUGCACAAAUACUUUUAUAAGAAUAAAGCGUUAGAACCUUUCAUGGUGAAUUUCUCUGUGCACGAGGAGGAGGGCAGGAUGCUGGCAGAGGCGACCAAUGAGAGGCUUCUGAUGGGUGACGGGGUCAGGCGAGUUCCUGUCAAAGAGGGCAAUGUUCAAGGAGUCCUCUUUACUCCUCCAGGGGAGGGUCCGUUUCCUGCUGUUUUGGAUCUGUGCACCUUCAUGUCAGAGAAAAGAGCCUCUCUGCUGGCAAACAAAGGCUUUGUAGUUCUUGCUUUACCCGUUUUCAUUCACAAACCCAAUCUAGAAAGGAUGAACCUGGAUGACUUUGAAGAAGCGCUGCAGUUCUUGCAAAGCCAGCCUAAGGUGAGCAGUAAAGGAGUUGGAGUAAUAUCCCGAUCAAAGGGGGGCGACAUUGCUCUUUCACUUGCUGCUUUUGUGCCAGGAGUUGAAGCUGUGGUGUGGAUUAACGGCUGCAGCGCCAACAUCGGCAUUCCCCUCUACUAUAAGGAGCGGGAGAUCCUCUCACCGCUGAUGUUUAACUUCGGUAAGGUGGUUCCCACUGAGUCUGGAGCUAACAUCAUCAAGUACGCUGUUAAUAACCCACUAGCUGAGGAGAACAAGGGUAGUGUUGUUCCCAUUGAACAAGCUGAUGGACAUUUUCUCUUUGUGGCCUCUGAGGAUGACCUCAACUGGGACAGCAAGGGCUACCUGGAUGACAUGGUGGGUCGACUGAAGCAUCAUGGGAAGAAGAACUUUGAGAACAUAACUUACCCUGCAGCUGGACAUUUACUGGAGCCACCUUAUGGGCCACACUGCCCCUCUGCUUUACAUGGAAUGCUCAGGUUUCCAGUGGUGUGGGGUGGAGAGCCUCGAGCUCACGCUGCAGCUGAGCUCCACCUGUGGCAGAAGAUCCAGGAUUUCUUAAGAACUCGCCUGAGCAACAAUGCUGCACAGACUACAUCCAAAUUAUAGUAUUAAAUCAGUGGUCUCCAGAGCCAGCCUUUAGGGCUCGGUGUCCUGCAUGUUCUAGAUGUUUUCUGAAUCAAAUAUAUAGCUAACUAAUCUUCCUCAGCAGAGGUUGGUGACUUGCUGAAGAGGAAAUUCAGCCAUUUGAAUGAGCAAAGCACAUCUAAAACCUGCAGGGCACUGGCCCUUGCUGACUGGAAGUCAACAUCCCUGACCUAAAUGACUAAUGAAAAGAUUAAAAGAAAUUAACAUUAGGACAUAAAUAACUGUUUUAUGAUGUUUGUAGAAGUUUUAUAUUGAAAGAACAGUUGUUGAAUUAAAAAAGAUUUAAAAAAAAAAUAAAAAAUAUGCACAGCAACCAUAUUGAAUUUAAACUCAGAGAUUGUCAGGAGCCUUUGACAUUCAAACUAAUGCUGUAUUAAUCAGAUUUUAGAUUUUCUGAGUUGAAAUGCAAAAGAUCUUUGAACCGUCCCAAGUUCAAAACCAAAUAUGGCUGCAGUGCUCAUAAAAUGUAAUGACAUUUGCAACUAUUAAUUUGUCCUGCCUUCAAUGUCUUUAUGAGCCAACAACCCGUUUGGUGUUAUAAAACCUGCUCCUUCUUUGCUUGAACACAAGAGGUGGAGACAAAUACACUAGUAUAGGCUUAUAUUGAAUCUAGUAAUUGAGGCAAGACUUGAGUGGUAAAGACCCUAUUACAAUAAUCGAACCUGAAAAUAAGCAUGCACCUGUUUUUUCCAUGUCCUGUUUUGUCAGGAAACCUUUUAUUGUGGUAAGCUGAUUUAGGAACAGACUCUAUGUUGUUUUUCUUUGUCUUCAAUCUCACUGCUUGCUAGCUUGCCGCCAAAACUUUUAUAACUCUUUGUCUGCUCAGGAGUUGGGGGAGGUUUUUUGACUGAGUAUAACUGAGUUACAGUUGGAGCUGCGCCCCACCCUCCACUCACCCCCACACCCCUUCGUCAUAUUCUCAUUUUUGCCAUAACUGCUGGUUGAUUCAAUACACACCCGCUACUGUUUUGCUUUAUUUUUGCUUAGUUAGAUAUUUUACUCCUUUUAUGUAGAACUUUGCAUGUUGAGUAGG